AUGUCUACGCCCGAUAUCUUAUCUAUUCCUUCUGCGGAGAUCAUUAGCAGCAAAUCUCAUAUCCUGCCAGGGCAAUUGCACGUUACGGAGUUCUUCUUCAAAGUCCCGCUCGACUAUACGGAUGCUGACAGCGGUAUAUGCACCAAGCUGUUUGCUCGCCGAGUCAGAAAGCAUGAUGUUCCCAUCUUCCCACCCGAUGACGAUGAUAACGAAAAAAAGCCCAAGUACGAAAAUGGGGAGGCUCCCAAACCAUAUAUGGUCUAUCUCGAGGGCGGCCCCGGCUUUGGCAACCGUGAACCACAGGACCAUCCCCUUACCAGUCACGCUUUGGCAAGGGGAUACCAACUUCUUCUGCUCGAUCAUCGUGGUGUUGGGCUGAGCUCGCCAGUCUCUGCUGAGGUACUCAAACAGUUUUCCCCAGAUGUCCAAACACGUGCCAACUUUCUCGGCCUCAUGCGUCAAGACAACACGGUUCGUGACUGUGAAGCUGUCCGCAAAUGCCUUACCGCCUCCUGGCCUGCUUCCAAGCAGGCAUGGUCCAUUUUUGGACAAUCUUAUGGAGGAUUUGUUUCCUUAUCCUACCUUUCGAUGCACCCAGAGGGCCUGCGCGAAGUCUUUCUCACUGGCGGACUGGCCCCGGUGGGUAAGAAGCCUGAUACAGUGUAUGAGGCUACUUUUCGCAGGGUUAUGGAACGCAAUGAGCAAUACUAUGAGAAAUUCCCAGAAGAUGUAGAAAACGUCCGUCAAAUUGCUGGUUUUAUCGAAAGCCAAGGAGGGAAAGUCCCGUUACCUUCAGGAGGCGUCCUUACAGUCCCCCGACUCUUGACAAUGGGCAUCUCCUUUGGGGGACACGGAGGCUUCGAUUCAGUCCACUCGACAAUUUUGACACUGAAAACCUCUUUGGAUUUCUUUGGAUUCUUUAAUAGAGCAUCUCUGGUACCACUAGAAGGCGGGAUCCCCUUUGAUACUAACAUCAUUUAUGCCAUUCUCCACGAGGCCAUCUAUUGUGAUGGUCCUGGCGUAGCAUCGCGCUGGUCAGCAAAUGGUGUUGGUAAAUCUCUCGAAGCCUUUAGCUGGCUUAACAGCGACUUCUCUACUGCUUCAACCAGUGGACCUCUUUACUUUUCUGGUGAAAUGGUCUUUCCUUUUCACUUUGAGACGUAUCCAGAGCUCCAAAUGCUUCGCGAGGAGGCUGAACUGAUAGCCAACCGCGAGGACUGGCCUGCACUAUACGACCAGGGGAAGCUCCGCAAGAACAAGGUUCCUGUAUAUGCUGCAUCGUACGUCGAGGACAUGUAUGUCGACUACGACUUUGCCAGAGACACAGCCAAGCUGGUCAAGGGUACAAAGACCUUUGAGACGAACGUCAUGUACCACUCAGCUUUGAGGGCAAAAGCAGAUGAGGUUUUGCAUCAGCUUUUUAGCCUGAGAGAUGAUGUUAUUGAUUAG
Messenger RNA from Fusarium pseudograminearum CS3096, 1449 nucleotides. RefSeq lists its product as uncharacterized. Bases 1 to 1449 code for a protein of 482 amino acids. The transcript has a single exon. NCBI's taxonomy places the organism in Eukaryota, Fungi, Ascomycota, Sordariomycetes, Hypocreales, Nectriaceae. The record is from RefSeq and is a predicted model, not a curated record. Gene Ontology annotation, molecular function: peptidase activity. Gene Ontology annotation, biological process: proteolysis.